CUGCUGCCUCUAUGAUAGCCUUCUCGUCCUCUGUAGGGUACAUGGUGGGAGAGGAUCAAGAAAUGAGGAUUAUGUGCUGCCCUAGUCAUACGUGACCAUACCAUAAUCGGAGCCGACGAACCCGCUUCUCACUACCAUGUCCGCCAUGGCGCAACGAUCCCUACUCUUUGCUGUCCUUCUGUUCGUCGUCACCAGCCUUCAUGCGCUCGAAAUUACGGACGAUGCUGCAGCCCCAGCGAAUGGGACCAUAAUCACUGUCGACAACAUCCAUCACUGUGCCUCUGUCCAACAACUAAGCGCCAUCAGGAUUGCUGCGCAGGCCCAAGGGUCUCCCAUCAUGCGGAAAAUCUUCGCUUGGCUGUUCCCCUUCGGCCCAGCGUGGAACUCAAUCCUGGGCACUUUCUAUAUCAGUUCCGUACCAAAUUUCAUUCUCGCGUUCAUACCGGCACGUAUAAAUGGAAACACCCUCAACACGAUGACAGCCUUUGCCACCGGGGGCCUUCUUUCUGAUGUAUUCUUGCACCUCGUACCACAUUCUUUCAUGGGUGAACACCAGGAUCCUGGUGUACAUUUUGUAAUGGUGGAAGAAAAGCGCAAUAUUUUAAUCGGGUGCGCCUCGCUAUUCCUGUCGUUUACGUUGAAGCAUAACUCGAAUAGUCUCGGAAUCUUCUCCGGUUUUGCCACGUUCUUCUUUAUCGAAAAGAUGUUGCGUGUGUUAGGAGGAGGGGAAGAUGGUUCAGGGCAUUCUCACUCACACUCGCAUAUCCAACAUUCUGACGAUUCCAGUGCACGCGCUUCAGCCGUUUCGAUGUUCUCAGGCUCAAAAAAUUUGAAAUCGAGGGCACCCACGUCUACUCCCACUGAAGCUAAGGAAACUUCGCCAAGACCUUCGCACGCUAGUGCAGGGCCCUCCAAGCUAUCAGCUUACCUCAAUCUUUUUGGGGACUUUGUUCACAACAUCACAGAUGGUUUGGCCAUGGCGGCAUCCUUCUACGCAUCGCCCCUCAUUGGGGCCACUACUACUCUCGCAUGCUUUGCUCAUGAAAUCCCGCACGAAAUAGCUGAUUAUUCAAUUCUGAUUCGAAGUGGAUUCACUAAGAAGCAAGCAAUGCAGUCUCAGUUUCUGACUGCCGUUGGGGCUUUUGUGCGUAGAACACUGUUCUUCCUUCUUUUUGAUGCUCAUUCACGUUCGUGGCAAAUACCUCCAUCUCCCCAAUCAUGUCGCUCUAUGAACGCACGCCGACAUAUGUUAAUUACUCGUAUCCUGGACGAAAGGUUGGGUCCUGAUCGGCAUCUCCGCACGAAUAGUACUCUCAUUGGGAUUGCGGUCCACAACGCGACGUCUGGUACCGACUCGGGAAGCUUCAAACACGAUCUCGGGGCAGGUGUGAGACGGAACGCGACAGGACUCGUGGGGACUACGCUGAUGAUCGCAGAUUUGGUCAUUCCCUUUGUCGCAGGAGGCUUCCUGUAUAUUGGCGCUGUUGCAGUAUUGCCAACGCUCCUCGCAGAAAGCAAGAGCGGAUCGCAGGCAAUGAGAGAGUUCGCGGCGAUGUUCGUCGGUGUGAUGUGCAUGUUACUGGUCGCCUGGAAUGAAUAGAACAUUUUAGAAUACUGUUGAGCCUAGUGCUCAGCUCAUGUGUGGAGCAGGCUUUCAAUUAAUUGUCGUUGUUAAGGAUCUUAAUAUUACAGGGUCCAUUGUAUACCGGUCCGCUUAGCGAUGUCUCAAGCUUCAAGAUGUACGUUGCU
Guyanagaster necrorhizus is the source of this 1749-nucleotide messenger RNA. RefSeq names its product Zip-domain-containing protein. Gene Ontology annotation, cellular component: membrane. Gene Ontology annotation, biological process: intracellular zinc ion homeostasis; zinc ion transmembrane transport. Gene Ontology annotation, molecular function: zinc ion transmembrane transporter activity. The coding region runs from base 137 to 1600 and encodes 487 amino acids. NCBI's taxonomy places the organism in Eukaryota, Fungi, Basidiomycota, Agaricomycetes, Agaricales, Physalacriaceae. The record is from RefSeq and is a predicted model, not a curated record. The transcript has 11 exons.